Messenger RNA from Penicillium paradoxum, 564 nucleotides. RefSeq lists its product as uncharacterized. The transcript has a single exon. Lineage: Eukaryota; Fungi; Ascomycota; Eurotiomycetes; Eurotiales; Aspergillaceae. Bases 1 to 564 code for a protein of 187 amino acids. The record is from RefSeq and is a predicted model, not a curated record.
AUGCACCACCUACCAUCGCCUCUCCUCUCUCUGAGCACAUCUUUCCGUCGCUCCAGAAGUCCCAAAUCAAACAGCGACAUCUCAAAUUCCAACUCAACAACGACCUCACCACCCUCCUCCCCUACCUCCAACCGCUCGUCUUCACAUAACGCUCCACACCACUUCUUCAAUCUCGCCUUCCACCCCACGAAAGCCCACAACCACACAUUCCGCGAUAAGCAGCCCGAUCACAGAGCUGGACACACAGACAGCAUCGGAAACUUUGAGCCAUCCGACGCCCGCCGACGCCCGGUGUCCGACAUCCCUCACGGCCACAAUACACAUAACAGCAUCAGCGCAGGGGAGUGCGCCGUGCUGCGCGGCCGCUCAUCAAUGAUCCUCCGGCGCCGACUGUCCAAGAUCGACCUGGCACUGAGCGAAGAGCGAUCGCGGUGUAACGAGGAUUCCAUUGAGAGGCAGGGGCUGGGGCUAAUGGAGCCGCGGCCGGUAGACGUGCGGGUCGGGGAGGCGCCGCCGAACUUCGUGAUGGGCGGCAUCUUCGAGGUCAUGGAAGGACGUGCUUAG